Molecule: messenger RNA, 8121 nt
Organism: Cuculus canorus (common cuckoo)
Lineage: Eukaryota; Metazoa; Chordata; Aves; Cuculiformes; Cuculidae
Gene: TMEM151B
Product: transmembrane protein 151B
Exons: 4
Coding region: 79-1608 (509 amino acids)
Source: RefSeq, a predicted model, not a curated record
GGCAGCGCCCGGCGGCGGCCGGGAGAAUGCAGCUGCCCGGCCCGCGGGCACCGCCAGCGGGGCGCCCCCGCCGCCGCCAUGUCCCCCCCGGCCUCGGCGGCCGCGGCCAGCGACGGAGGCAGCAGCACGCCGGUGCCUCCGGAGGAGGAGGCGGAGGGGGCCCGGGAGGAGCAGCGGCCGGUGAAGCAGUCUCUCAGCAAGUCCCUGUGCCGAGAGUCGCAUUGGAAAUGCCUGCUGCUGUCCCUCCUCAUGUACGGCUGCAUGGGAGCCAUGACCUGGUGCCAUGUCACCAAGGUGACUCGAUUGACCUUUGACAGCGCUUACAAGGGCAAGUCCAUGAUGUACCAUGACAGCCCCUGUUCCAACGGCUAUGUCUACAUCCCCUUGGCCUUCCUGGUCAUGCUCUAUGUGGUGUACCUGGUGGAGUGCUGGCACUGCUACACCCGCAAUGAGCUGCAGUACAAAGUGGAUGUGGAAAGCGUUCAUGAGCGCGUGCAGCGGAUGCAGCAGGCUACACCCUGCAUCUGGUGGAAGGCCAUCAGCUACCACUAUGUCCGUAGGACCCGGCAGGUUACCCGCUACCGCAAUGGGGAUGCCUACACCACCACACAAGUGUAUCACGAGCGGGUCAACACCCAUGUGGCAGAGGCAGAGUUUGAUUAUUCCAAUUGUGGAGUUAAGGACAUCUCCAAGGACCUCAUUGACUUGGAGAGCUACCCAGCCACACGGCUCCGCUUCACCAAGUGUUUCAGCUUUGCCAAUGUGGAGUCGGAGAACUCCUACCUGACUCAGCGGGCCCGCUUCUUCACGGAGAAUGAGGGCCUAGAUGACUACAUGGAGGCCAGAGAGGGGAUGCACCUCAAAAACGUGGACUUCAAGGAAUACAUGGUGGCCUUUUCUGACCCAGACAACCUGCCUUGGUAUGUGUCCCACUAUGUCUUCUGGGUGGCAGCUCUGCUGACCCUAUCCUGGCCCCUGCGGGUGCUAAACGAGUACCGCACCUCCUACGUCCAUUACCAUGUGGAGAAACUCUUUGGGUUUGACUAUGUGGCAGUGACGCCGGCUGAGGAGCGUACCUUCUGCCGGAGGAUGCCCCGCGUCAACACAGUGGACAGUACUGAGCUGGAGUGGCACAUUCGAUCCAAUCAACAGCUGGUGCCGAGCUACUCAGAAGCAGUCCUGAUGGACUUGGUGGGGCUUUCUGGCUGCACUAGCUACUCCGCUUGCCGGUAUGGUGGCUACCGGCAGAACUGUGAGCGGUGCCACAGGACUAUAAGCAGCUCCUCUAUCUUCUCCCGCAGCGCCCUGAGCAUCUGCAACGGCAGCCCCAGGAUCCCCUUCAGCAGCAGCCGCUUCUCCCUGGGCCGCCUGUAUGGCUCACGACGCAGCUGUCUUUGGCAGAGCCGGAGUGGGAGCCUGAAUGAGCAGAGCUGUCCCACGGAGCAGACCCGCCUCUCCAGCCAGGUGACUGUGGAGGAGGAAGACCCCCCUCCUUACCAGGAUGCCCUCUACUUUCCCAUCCUCAUUGUGCACCGCAAUGAAGGCUGCCUGAACCACGACCACCGUCACCUCCACCGAAACGGGUCCUGUGUGGAGACCUCACUGUGAAAGCAGAGGGCAGUGAGAUCUCAUUGUCUGUUGCCUGGCCCGAGCCAGCACAGGAUUUGGGGAGAGGAGCGCAAGGAAGGGAGAUGGCCCAGGAGGAUAUCAGGAUGGAGCGGGCACAGCAUCUCGCUCUGACAGCCAGUGAAAGCUCCCCCCAGGCAUGGCUCUGACCUCCCGAAGGGGUGAACGCUCAUGCUCCCCUAGAUAUGGCACAGAACUCUAGACCGACCACCACGUGCAAAAAAACCCAACCAAACCGACCCCAAAAUCAUUAUUCAUGACACCAAGAUCCAAAGGGGGGGAAUAAAAAGACAGGCCUGAUGCAGGGAGGGGAGUGCUUUGGCUUCCAGCCGUGGCCUCAGGCUGGCUCGUGCUCUGAGGAACCAGCAGCCACCAGAAAGCGCCCUGCUGCACCUCUGCCCAACCCGCUGCCCACACUGGAGUGAGACCCCUUGCAGAGUGGAGAGGAACAGGCCCUUUGGGAGCAGCAUGAAAGUGCCUGUGCCUAAAGGUCUUGGGCACCCAAACACCUGGAGCUGAGCAGCAGACCAUGCUUCGACUGUUACUCUGUUCUCACUGCUGGGAAUGGCACCACGUGCAGAGGAUCCCAGGCUCGGCUCCUUAGGAAGCCUUGGCAUGCCAGCUCUGGGAGUCAGCAUCCCCUAGGUAAAGGGCUUUUGGUUUGGGAUUACAGCAGGCAGGCAGCACCGGAGAAGGUGUGAAUGUGCAAAUCCAGAUGAAGCAGUGAUCUGCAGCACUCCUGAUCCACUUGCUGGAGGAAGGCUCAGCUGGAGAGAGAAAAUGAGAGGUCCCCGGUGAGCUGAGGAAAGGGAAGAGGAUGGCACUGGGACAGGCGUCGUGGUAAUAGGCAGCGUGUCAAGUGGCUGGGGUCCCUACCUGGCUUUGAAGUGUAUCCUAAUCGAUACAGACAAGCAUCAAGGAAGGUUCUGCUGCUCUGCCAAGGGAAACGUUAUGUCCAUGGAUGCGAUCUCGUCAUCUCCCUCAAAAGCAAGCUAACAAGCAGAUUGACCUCCGUGGGAGAGGAGCCUUCUCCCACAGGACCAUAGCUUUUCUGCACACGAGGAAAAAGAGGUCCCAAGGACAGAACUGAACCUGCAAGACCCAUGGCCUCAUGGCCCCCCCUUCCUCCUUCCCUCCUCACCUUUUCUGUCUGUCUUGAGGAAGGGACAGUUUCUUUGUGGAGUUCAGCAAGCUUCUCUUCCUGCAACUCAAUAGCAGGCUCUACUAACAGGUACAUCAUCCACCUAUGCAACACUUCUAGAAGCUGCUGAGUUUUCAGGAGCCCAUUACAGUGUGCAGCAUGGCCAUCCAGCACUGAGAAUAAGCACAGCGGCUGCUGGAAAGCUAAGUGGGUUUUAUUCCUCCCCUCCUCCUGAGGAAGACUGUUUUUGUUGGGGCUUUUUGUUUGUUUGUUUUUUGUAAAAUUCAUUUGGGGAAAAGAAGCUUGUGGGAAAUCGAUGCCCAUCCUGAACCUUCCCCUGUCCUUCGAACUAUGGGAACAGAUGGCUCACCUACUGUGAUUAUAAUUUAGUGGACUUUGUAGAGCAAAGUAACUUCACACACAGACGCACGAGGUUCUUUCACUCUCCAUCAGCACAAGCUGCUUCUGCAAUCUUAGCUACUCACAUUAGUGAAAGAAAAAGCAUAGCUAGAAUGUGGUAAGAUGAUGUAGUAUUUUGUAUCAGUCCUAUGGUCCCAAUAUCCAUUAGCAGCACUAUCAACUGCUGUGCCAUGAAUUCAGGCUUUGGAUGGUAGCCCACAAACCGGUCAGGGUGAAAAGGUUUGGCAAAUUCCAAGCCUGAGUGUAUAUGCAUCUCCAGAAGCAGAUGUAGAGAGAGAGAGGAUCGGCUGAAAGCAGACGUUGCCUCCUGCUCAGCCCAGCCAGAAGCUGGUGGGCUCUGUUUGUGCUACACCUGCCUGCUGAGGUAAAGCUGGUCCCUAGGGGCCGAGUGGAGGGCAAGGAAAGUAAUGGAGUGUCUGACAAAGCAGCGUGCACAGCACUGCUCAGCUGGUUGGGAAUAAAGCGGUAAAAAAAGAGACUCCAGAAUAACAGGAUUUCAUUUUGGAAAUACCAAUGGCUUUUUCAAACUGAAAUGAGACUAAAAGGUCUUAACAGUUGUGAGGAGCAUUUCAGGUUGCUGUUCCCUGUUUACAAAAUUUAAUUUUUGUUGAUAAGGUGGGUUUAACCACUCCACUUCGCCAGCUCUGUUAAAAAUGUGCAGUGCUGGUGGAGAAAAAAUGCUCAAGGAAGACUGGGAUGGCAGCUCUGUGACUUUGCAGUGGGAUAAGCUGAUCAGGAACGAAGGCUGGGGUUUAUAAAGUCUUCCUCUGUCCCUGGAGGUGUGACCAGGCCAUCGACCCAAGUAUGUGUGCAUGGCAGGGUGGGCUUCUGCGUUCUCAUGUGUACAGCCGGGACCCAUGGCCCUGCAGAGCGUUGGUGUGUUUGUGGCUUUGGUCUGGUGUUGCCCAUCCGUCCUCGCAGCAAGGGCUUUGCAGAGUGACAGAGCAUUACUUGUUUCUUGUGAGAUGAAACUCCUGACCUGUUUGUUUUUUGUGAGGAGAUGGUGUGAAGUGUCACAUUUGCUGCAGUGAGUGGCGGGAAGCAGGGAUAAAAGCAUGGAGCAGGCUGUGUUUUAGAACAAGAUAAUCCCAUGCUGCCUGCUUGAAACAAGAGCUGCUCAAUCUGCUCCCUGGCCAGCACUCUCCAGCUCUUCUCACCCUCCCCAAAUGCAAUGGGCAAACUGUCAUUCCUCUCAGCUAGCCAGAGCACUUUCCCUGACUCCUCUGAGGCCUUGCGUUUGCAUCAUUUCAGACCUUUCCUUGGCUAGCACCGUGGGCCAGCUGUGAGAUGCCAGCAGAUGCAUGAUGACCUCAGGCAUGCUGGUGGUCAGACCUCACUAUAACCUGCUGUUUUACCUAAGUGCAUGGCCUUCCAACAAUGCUCCCUGCCUUGGCAUGCCUCAUGCUUGCUUGAUGGAGAGACCACAGCCUGCAGAGCAUUGCAGCACAUCCUAGCCUCACUUUUGCAUCUUUUCAUGCUUUCCCAGAGAAUUCCACAGCAAUUCUCUGAACCUUUGUAGACAGGGUAAGUUCAACAGACCAAAGUCAGAAAACAGAAGCCCUUGACAUUUUGGUGGUCCUGAUCCCCAGUGCCCUGGUGCUGUCCCCGGGAAGGAGAGGCAGGUUGGCUCUUGUGGUGGUAUGGGACUAGGGGACAGCAUCAUGGUGAAAGCAGCGCGUUUGCUGGGGAGUCACUAAAGAUGGUCUCUGUGCUUCUCCACUGGGACUGAGAGCAGCUUUGCUGUGGGCUGAACAAGGCGCAGGAGCACCUUGAUAGAGGAGCUAGCUGAGGAGUGCAGAAUAGCACCUAAAUGCUCAGCAACACUUGUGGAGAGGAGGGGCUCUAUGAGAACAUCUGUAGAAGGCUUUGCAGAUGUGGUUUUGAUGGAAGACACAGGGCAAGAGGCUGCUGUGCAGGAGCAGCAGUGCUGUGAGGCAGGUAAGGUGGGAAGGAAACAGAGAGAACAGGGCAUUUGAUGGAGAAACCUGGAAACAAAGUGUGCUUUCAACGCAGGCUGUGUAUGCUGUGGCUGAGGAGAGAGGUGGGGGGUGUUUCAAAGCUGAGGUGCCCAGGCCAAGCCUCGCUUCAUAGUCAACGCAGCGAUGUUGCCUCCAAGCCCAGCACUGACAGCUCCAGCACAUGUCACCAAGCUGCGAUGGCUAAUGCAGCCACAAGGUGUAAAUGUCACUAAUGAAUAAAUUGCCUUGUGCCUUGGAGAGGCUAAUCCAUCACGGCCAGGGAUGGGGAUCUGACAGGCGUGGCUAUUUCAGGCAUAGCCUGUAGGGAGGAGGAACACUUCAUUUCUGAGCUGUCCCCUCCGCCAAGGGAGGCUGAUGUAGGGCUUGGCUCUGCACUGCUCCCCAGCUACAUAAGCUCAGGCUUCAUCUCUCUUCGCUGUGGCUGAAGGGAGAAAGAGGAGAGUGUCUAGGUUAGCAAAAAGUGCCCUGUCAGCAGGGUGAUGUGUGGGGCCUGGCCAGGGCCAGCUGGUGACUGAAUUUUGAAGGAGGCUGCUACACACAGAGCAUGGGUGCUGUAGGUCGUGCCAGGGUCCCCAGCAAUCAGGAGAGCUUGCAUCAGUUGUCUGGGGUGCAGGGUUAUGGGGGGGUGUGUUUCAGGCCAGUAAGUGCUUGGUGCUGUAUUUUGCAAACUGGCCAUUUACUCCUCAAUUCGGUUUCAUAGUUUGCCCGUAUAAGAGGUGACCAGAAAACGCUCUGAGCCUGCCCGGGCCCUCACCCUCUCAGUUUGGAGAUGGCUCUCUGGUGCUGUCCCUGGAGCAGCACACUACCCCCCUGCCCCCUCAUUUUCUUCCUGCUGUUGAACGUCAGCCACCAGCACCUUGGCUGACUAGACAGAGGGCCAGCAGGUGCCUGGCAAGCAGGGACAGAAGCCGAGGGUGGACAAAUCCAGUUCCAUCAAAGCAAAGGGAGGCUGAACACAGCAACCACUUCCACGCACAGCCUCUGCCCAUCCCUGUAGCAGCCUGCUCCUCCACUCCUAGUCAGUGCUCAAAAUCAACCUUCUGUCCUGUUUACGACAUAUGCCAGUGUGACACCUUGCAAAUGGAUGCCUGGAUCACUGAGAGCAGAAGCUGCCAGGCUUGGGAAGUUGGCCACCGGCUCCUACUGCCACGCACACUGCGCUCAGAGCAGUGGAAGCAGGGCUCACCAUCUGCUGCAGGCGGGAGCCAGCUGGGUGCCCCUGCUCUGGCCCAAUGGGGCACCUGCUGGCACAGCCCAAGUGCAAGCCCUUGUGUCAUUCCUUUACUUCCCAGCUACCUCUAUCUCCCCUCAUCUCUCUGGCACAGACCCAUGGGCCAGGGGAUGCUCCCAGCUUGGCUGGGAUCUCUCUGCUGCUGAGUGCUGCUCAAUAGUUGAAGGCUAUUGGACUGGAUGACCUUUGCAGGUCUCUUCCAAUCCAAACUUUUCUGUGGUUCUGUGUGAUUCAUGCUGCAUUGGUGGACAGCAGUGGAGGUAAGACCAGCUCCCAGGCAAGGUGCUGGAGGUUGUUCCCUCCUCCAGAUGGAGGCCCACAGCUGACCCCCCGCCCCCCAUCGCAAAGCCCUGGAAUACUCCCUGGGAAUGGAUCUCAUGGGAGAGCUAAGGGGUUAGUACUAGCCCUGUGCUGGCACAUGCCCUUCCCACCACAGAGUGACCUGCUAGUUAGUGCUCUGCAAGGCAGUCCCAUGCCACAGUAACUGAACCUGACUCACCAGUGAUGGGAGUCUUCACACUCAGACGAUUUGCUGUUGCUGUCAGAGCUUUCAUUUUUACCAAUGUGCGUGGCAUUAGAAAUGGUUUCCACCUUUGCAAACUGGCAAAUAGUGUGGACUGUAGGUCUUGGGUGUAGGCAAGUGGUGUGGGACUUUGCUCUUUGGCCAGGAGAUUGAAGGGAGGGAAGGCAAAGAGUUCUCCAGGCAGCAGCUACCUGUCCAGGGAUUCCUGUGUGUGGCAUCACAGGAGUGGGUUUUGAGGGUGCUCACAUGGUGUUCACUGUCUUGGCCACUUAUAGGAAGAGAUGUGAGUAUCCUAGAAAGUGAGUCAAUAGUUGUUCUGGUGAUGAUACGUUUUCCCAAGCCCUUGUCUGUCCAUCCUUGUUCCUCAUUGGCUCUGGUGGCCAGUUCCUCAAGUGUCUGCUAGCAUGUCUGAGGGAUCUCAUCGCUGCCCUCCCAGCACGAGCUUUCAUUGCACAACUGGCUGACCAGACGCAGCCCUGUACUUGGAGCUACAGGCAGGCUUGCCCAGGACCAGGCCACCUCCAUUAACCUCCCAACCCACCCUCGCUGCUGGAGCUGUUCCUUCAUCAGUCUGAUGCUGAUCUGGGUCUUUUCUGCUGUUUCUGAACACAAUUUCUCAUCUCAUUCAGGUGUGUCAUUCAGUGCAAAUAUUUUGUAAAUGCAAAUAAAAAGAAAUAAAUCUAUUCAAUACCUCGGUCUCGAGGACGAGAAACAAAUACUGGGAGAUGCCCAGGUGUAGAAGUUUCACAGCUGCUGUCACUGGUUGAAUUUUCUUGUGGAUGUAGCCCCUGGACCAUCCACAAAUAGUUGGAAAUGGAGCUACACAGACCUGGGACAGCAUGAGGCUGAGCCUUCUUGGCACCCUUGUGUGGCCACUGCCACCAGGGACAGCCCCACACUCUAUCCUUUCUGAUCCAUAAGGAGGUGACAUGGUGCAGGGAGAAGUCCUGUUGGCCAGGGGCUGGUGGCCAGCAGCAAUGCAGGUGUCUGUAUCCAUCAGGCAGAGCAAGGCAAAAGCGGGUACAUGGUGAACAAAUCCUUUUGUGAACACUGGGAAACGGUUUUUACUUUUCAACUCUGUCAAUAUGAUCUAGCUCUGUCUGUCUCUCUAUAUAUGUACAAACAGUAUAUCACAAUGUUGCCUUUUUUGUUGGAAAUAUCAAAGUACAAAGAUUGUAAACCAAAUCGGUGUAAUAAAAGU